Esox lucius (northern pike) is the source of this 588-nucleotide messenger RNA. It is a transcript of the gene rpp14, whose product is annotated as ribonuclease P/MRP 14 subunit. The transcript has 6 exons. The record is from RefSeq and is a predicted model, not a curated record. Gene Ontology annotation, biological process: tRNA 5'-leader removal. Gene Ontology annotation, cellular component: ribonuclease P complex. Bases 146 to 535 code for a protein of 129 amino acids. Lineage: Eukaryota; Metazoa; Chordata; Actinopteri; Esociformes; Esocidae.
CCUGCGCGUGUUUCAGGUCAAGCACGUUGGAUCAUUCGCUACUUACCAGAAAAAAGGGUUUAUAAUUACAGCCGUUUAAAACUCUUUCAAGUGGACUCAAAACGACUUGACGAAUUUGGACACGCCACGGUUGUAGCCAAAUACAAUGCGACGCGCAGACAUAAAGGAGGAACCUGCCACAUAUGAACGACUUGUGUUCAAAAACGCAUCAGUUUACCACUAUAUGAGGAUCUCCCUAGAGUUGGAGAAUGAGAGUACCAGUCUCACUGCAGCCCAACUGAAGCAGUUGAUUGUCUGUGGCCUCAGAGACCUGUAUGGAGAGGUUGGAGGGGCCUUCCCUUUUGAUCUGCUGAAGUUUGAAGAACACACUCUGACGGGCCUUCUCCGUGUCUACAGCAGUGGCCUCGUGAAGCUGUGGAGUGCCCUGACACUGUUGGGAUCCUAUCAGGAUGAACUGUGUGCUGUCAGAAUUAACCAGGUGUCCCCGUUUCUGUUAGCGCUGUCGGGGAAUAGUCGUGAGCUGGAGCUGGACUGACGCAGAACCGUUGGUUCAGUAUUGAAGCAGUGGUCCACAGCGCUGUGUAGAAC